This is a messenger RNA of Chelonia mydas (Green sea turtle), 3145 nucleotides long. RefSeq lists its product as uncharacterized. The transcript is spliced from 2 exons. The record is from RefSeq and is a predicted model, not a curated record. The coding region runs from base 661 to 1797 and encodes 378 amino acids. NCBI's taxonomy places the organism in Eukaryota, Metazoa, Chordata, Testudines, Cheloniidae.
GGGUUCCCCUCACUGGGAGUCGGUGGAUCCCCGGGGAGGUGGGGAAUUCCCCUCACUGGGGGUCGGUGGAUCCCCGGGGAGGUGGGGAAUUCCCCUCACUGGGGGUUGGUGAAUCACUGGGGAGGUGGGGGGUUCCCCUCACUGGGAGUCGGUGGAUCCCCGGGGAGGUGGGGAAUUCCCCUCACUGGGGGUUGGUGAAUCACCGGGGAGGUGGGGGGUUCCCCUCACUGGGAGUCGGUGGAUCCCCGGGGAGGUGGGGGAUUCCCCUCACUGGGGGUUGGUGAAUCACCGGGGAGGUGGGGGGUUCCCCUCACUGGGGGUCGGUGGAUCUCCGGGGGUCUGCUCUGGCUCCGCCGAGGGGGCUGAUGCCGGCGUCACUGGGGGUCAGUAAAUCCCGGGGUGGAUGGAUGUGGAGCUCAGCGGGGAUCACAAUGGCUACAGAAGGGAGCGAACCCCGAAGGAGCCAGGACUGGGGGGGCCGAGACACUGGGCCAGGAGCCACGGCACCGAGCUCUGCCCUUGGCAGCCCGGCCCCCGCCCGCCACGUGUGCUCGGCAUGCAGAUAAGGCCGGGAUAUCAGCGGGGAAGGUGCCCGCUGCUCAGUCCUCGAGCCCGAGCUGAAGGCAGCAUCACCCCUGGGCCCCUGGAUCAGGCCGCGGCAUGGCGCUCUUCGGGCAGCUCCUGGAGCCCCACGGCUACCUGCAGUCUCUGCGCUCGCUGGUGCUGGGCGUGGUGACCCAGCUGCAGGGCACGGCCACGCCCGAGGAGCUGGAGUUCGUGCAGCGGGAGCUGGAGCUGCUGGACCGGGAGCUGGCAGGGGGCCCAGGGCUGCUGGACGACGCGGAGGUGGGGCGCUACGAGGACAGCGUGGCUGCCGUGUACGGGCAGCUGGGGGCGGCCGUGCGGGCGGGCGCUGCCCACGCCCCGCGCGAGCAGGAGCUCUUCCUGCAGAGCUGUGCCCAGUAUGAGCUGGAGCGGCAGCUGCUGGGGCUGUGCCGGCGGGUGCAGGGCGUCUCCGUGCUGGUGGGGCGGCCGGCACUGCUGGAGCAGGCUGUCCAGGCCCACCGGCCCCGCCGCUGGCAGAUGGCUCAGUUCUGCCAGCAGCUCAGCCUGGUGGUGGGCGCGGGGCUGCUGUGCCUGCUGACCCAGGCCGGGCUGACGGGGCGGGACGGGGCCCUGCUGCUGGCCCGCUGGGCCGGCCGCGUGGGGGCCCUGCACCAGCGCAUGAAGGAGGCCGUGGCCCAGUGCGCCGCCUACUUCCAGGGGCAGGCGCAGGAGGACCUGGCCGGCGUCCUGGCCCAGGCCCCGCUGCCUGGCCCCGCCGAGGUGGCCGCCAGGGUCCUCAAGAAGCUGGAGAAGAACUACGACUGGCUGCGCUGGGCGGUGAUGGCGUGGGGUGGGGAGCCGCAGCCCGGCCCGGACGGGGACCGGGUGCUAGCCCAGGGCAACUACAUCACGGGCCAGGCGGCCUGCGGGCUCCAGGUGGUAGCCUGCUACAGCGAGAGCCCCUCCUCGCUGGACAAGGGCCGCACCCACCAGCUGAUCGGGGAGCUGGAGUGGAAAUUGCCCAACCCGCCGCCCGAGGUCUAUGCCAGCCUGGAGGCCGAGCCAGCCCAGGCCCGUGGCUACCUAGCCCAGCGCAUGCUGCAGAAGCUGGGUGAGGGGCUGGGGCCCGGCGUCACCGUCCACGUGGUGCCUGGCAAGCUGGAGAUGAGGAGCAACUUCCCGCCGGCCGCCUGCCUGCUGCACGAAUACCGGCACCGCCUGGCCUCCGGCACCGUCUGCAUCUUCGGCUGAGCCGGCGCGGCCAACGGGGGUGGGGCUGUUCUGGGGGCCCCGCCCGCCCAGCUGGGCUAAGCCAAUAAAGCUUCAGGCUACAAAAUGCUGUAUCAGUCAGCCACGCAUCAUCCGCCCAUGCAGAUCUCCCCCGGGCACGUCCCCACGUGGGCACCGCUCCGAGCCGCACCCUCACACCGCCUAGGCUUCUGCUUUAGCCCGGGACGUUUCCAGAACCCCGGCACAGAGCCACAGGGUCGGCACUAUCCCCAACUUUCAGACAGGCCCUUGGGGGGGCCCCAUAGGUGCGCCGGAGCCCCAAGGGGUCCCGCUCUCCCUUCAGGAUAAACACACAUGAGGAAGGACUUCACCUGCCACACUGCCAGCCUGGGCAACUCACUGCCAGGGGCUGCUGGGAAGGGCAAAAGUGUAACAGGGUUCAAAGAAGAACUAGCUAAGUGCAUGGAGGAUGGGUCUAUCAGUGGCUAUUAGCCGGGGUGGCCGGGGAUGGCGUCCCUAGCCUCUGUUUGCCAGACCCUGGCAAUGGGUGACAGGGGAUGGGUCACUUGAGGAUUCCCUGUUCACUGGGCUAGAGGGACCUUUGGUCUGACCCGUUAGGGCCGUUUGUAUGUUCAGGGCCAGCCACAGGGCCGCGGAGAGAGCUGUAAGGGGGGGGAACGGUCCUGUUGUGGGGAACACCACCCCAGUGAAAUGGGCUAGUGAAAGGAUCUGAGUCCUCACUCAGCCUGCCUGACUCGAGGGGUCUCCUUCCACUCUCCUGGGUGGCAGAGUCCUCGUAGCCCCGACCAGGGUGGGCCCAGGAUUCCUGGGGCUUGACCCCCAAUCUGGCUGUUGUACUUAGGACAGGGCUCGGGUGUCCCCACUCCGGGGUGCUCUGUCCACGCCAGGCACUUCCCUGACCCACUCAUCAUCACAGACGGUUCAAAGAAAACACGAUUUAUUCCACAGCAAGUCAUUAAAAAUGAGGAGAAACUGGGAAAGGUGGAAGGAAAAGCCGUCACCCCGCUCUGUGGCACGGGAGAACCCCAGACAGCCGUGGCUGGAUGUCAGGGCAGUUCACGGUCUGUCCCUCACACGGCCCAGGCCCUGCCCAGGCCCUGGCUGCGCUGCAGGGAUGCCGGAGGUCAGACACUCGCUCUGGCGGUGGCCACACGCCCUCAGGCUCUAGGUGGCAGGGUCCUGCCCCCCAGCAUUGCCUUCCCCCCCCAUGGGGGUUACGAUCCCCCUCCCAGUCUGGGCUGCGAGGUCUCUUGGCCGGGGGGCGUCUCCCUCGCUGGGCCCGCUGCCCAGGGUCUCUCUCACUCUGCCCGGCUGGCUGCUCACGCACUCGGCUCCGGUUUGCUCCAGC